Molecule: messenger RNA, 1245 nt
Organism: Xylaria bambusicola
Lineage: Eukaryota; Fungi; Ascomycota; Sordariomycetes; Xylariales; Xylariaceae
Product: P-loop containing nucleoside triphosphate hydrolase protein
Exons: 3
Coding region: 1-1245 (414 amino acids)
Cellular component (GO): cytoplasm
Molecular function (GO): ATP hydrolysis activity; GTP binding
Source: RefSeq, a predicted model, not a curated record
AUGCCGCGAGAUCCAUUGAUCGGCCUAGUCGGCAAACCUUCGGCUGGCAAGAGCACGACCCUGAACAGUCUGACCGAUGCCACGUCCAAAGUUGGUGGAUUCACGACCAUCGAUCCGCAGCGUGCCAUUGGCUACCUCCAGAUACAAUGCGCCUGCGAGAGGUUCAAGGUGCAGGAUAAAUGCCGCCCCAACUACGGGUCGUGCGUGGACGGUCGGCGCUCGGUGCCCAUCGAGCUUCUCGAUGUCGCGGGGUUAGUCCCCGGCGCCCACCAGGGUAAGGGGUUGGGCAACAAAUUCCUCGACGACCUGCGCCAUGCGGAUGCGCUGAUCCACGUGGUGGAUGCGAGUGGGAGGACAAACGCCGAGGGCGAGAAUACGCGGGGUUACGACCCGUCGCAGGAUAUAGCCUGGCUACGUAGCGAGAUCGUACAAUGGAUCAAAGGCAACCUCUGGGAGCGGUGGGGCUCGAUUAAGCGGCGCCACGUUGCUGUCAAGGCCACGGCCGUCGAGACGCUACAGCAGCAGUUCUCCGGUUACGGGAGUACGUCAUCCGUUGUCGCGCGCACGCUGGACAAGCUCGCGCUGAAAGAACCGCUCGAGGCCUGGUCCGAAGAAACGGUAGAUCGUGUCGUGGCCGCCUUCACCGACGAGAAGUUCCCCACCGUUAUCGCCCUGAAUAAGAUCGACGAUUCGGAUGCGUACACAAAUCUCAUGAAGAUCACCAAGCAACAGGACCCCAACCUCGUGGUGCCUUGCUCGGCUAAAGCAGAGUUGUUCCUACGUAAAAUGGCAAAGCAGGGCUACAUAAGAUAUACGGAAGGAACCGAAUUUGUGGACACCCGGGAAGACUUGAUUGCCGACGGCGACCCGAACGGCGGGGGCCUCAAGGAGUUAGAUGAGAAAAACAAGGCUACAAUCGAAGAAUUCAGGGACAUGAUCCUAUUCAGAUACGGCUCUACUGGGGUUGUGCAAGUUCUGUCCAAAGCGGCCGAGAUACUGGGUCUGGUACCCGUCUUCCCCGUGAGGAAUACGACAACCUUCAGCUCAGGCUCAGAUACCAAGGUCGCCUUCAGAGACUGUGUCUUAGUCAAGAAGAACUCCACAGUGGGCGAAGUUGCUAGGAAAGUCAUGGGAGAUGCCCCAAUAGCCUAUGUGGAAGGUGUGGGAAGUGUACGUGUAUCUGAGGAUGCUGUCGUUAGCCCCGGCAAAAACGAUGUAUUAUCAUUCAAGGUAGGACGAGCGUAA